Molecule: messenger RNA, 6718 nt
Organism: Schistosoma spindalis
Lineage: Eukaryota; Metazoa; Platyhelminthes; Trematoda; Strigeidida; Schistosomatidae
Source: the annotation of a GenBank genome assembly
ACAACAACAACAACAACCACAACAACAAAAAAUAGAAUCCCACCAGGAAUAUUCAUAUCUAUAAAUAAUGAUUCAUUUAUUAAAUCAAUAGUGAUUAAACAUUUUUCUUUUGGAUUUAUAUUUUCUUUGUAUAUAAGAAAAAAAUAACAACCGGACAAGGGGUGGGGAGUAUGGUAAACAUUUUAUAUUAAGCACUAUGGAAUUUAUAUUUAUAUUAUGUGGAUAUUCAAAUUAAGAUUACAUAAUCAUUCUUUAAAAAAAAAAGUGAUCAAUAAACUAGUAACCAAUUUUGAAGAAAAGAAAAUUGAUUCUUUUUCUUUUUUUUCUUUUUCUUCUUUUUCUUGUUCCUCUUUUUCUUCUUCUUCUUCUUCUUCUUCUUGUUGUUUAUAUUCAAGUUAUUGUUCCAGAAUAUUCUACUUCUAUAAUGUUCUUUAAAUAAUUAAAAUAUUAUUAUACAUCAUAUUCAUAUUCAUAUUGAUAUCAGUUUGAAUGAAUCAAAUGGAUUAAAUUUAAACAAUUUAUCAUUUAAAAUAAUCAUUGAAUAAUUAAUUGAUUCACCUAGCAACUAUCAUACAACUAAUUAUUAGACUAUUCAAUAAAAGAGUAUUACUAUUGAAUAAAUUCAAUGGAUUAAUAUGGAAGUUGAACUAACUUUGGAAUGAUUACUAUUACUAUUAGUACUACUACUACUACUAAUACCACUAAUACUACUACUAUCCCUACCACUACUACUACUGGUAGUACUAUGAUAGCGAUGAUGGUGAUGAACAAGUAGAUGAUGGUCAUGUAUAAUAGAGGAAAUAUAAUUUUUAAUUUUAAUUUAUUAUUUUAAUAAUAAUAGUAAUAAUAAUAAUAACCAUAAUGAGUGGAUCUAGACGUGGUCUUGUAGCACCACAGAAUACAUUUUUGGAUAAAAUAAUCAGAAGAUGUAAUGGUCAAUUUUAUAGUUUUGUAUUGGCAAAUGCACGUAUUGUUGAUUAUCCAAUUGUUUAUUGUAAUGAAGGUUUCUCACGAUUAACUGGUUAUAGUCGUGUUGAAAUUAUGCAAAAAAGUGGAAGUUGUGCAUUUUUCUAUGGUGAACAAACAACAAAAGAUAUGCGUGAACGUUUAUUAAAAGCAUUAGAUACUCAAACACCGGAUCAAAUUGAAAUGUUAUUUUAUAAAAAAAAUCGUUUACCAUUUUGGUUACUUGUAUGUGUUGCACCAGUUCGUAAUGAAUGUGAAGAAGUAGUACUAUUUCUAUUGGCCUUCAGAGAUAUCACAGCGUUGAAAACACCAUUUGAUGAUGAAGAUACUGUUAAAGGUUUAAGUAAAUUUGCUCGAUUAGCACGUUCAGUUACACGAAAUCGUUCAGUUCUACAACAAUUAUCAGCAUCACAAACAUCAGCACAAAAUUCUGCAUUAACUGUAUAUCGUAGUAAUCGAUUAACCGUGUGCAGUGGUGGCGGUGGUGGUGGUGGUGCUGAUAGUACUAGUGGUGCAAUUAAUGAUGAUACAGAAGUAUCAAAUCAAAUGGAACAAUAUAAUUCACCAAGUUUAUCAAAUUUUCAAAAUUUAAACACAAGUUCAAGUUCACGAUUUCAUGAUUCAUCAAAAUCCGAUCCAGAAAAAGCGGUAAUGUCCACUUCAUCAUGGUUGGAUUUAGUACCACAAUAUAAACAAGAAGCACCAAAAACCCCACCUCAUAUUAUAUUACAUUAUGUUGCAUUUAAAACAACAUGGGAUUGGUUAAUAUUAUUUUUAACUGGUUAUACAGCAGUAAUGGUACCAUUUAAUGCAGCAUUUAAAAGUAAAACAAUGGAUGAUGUUAGUUUAUUAGUUGUGGAUAGUAUUGUUGAUGUGAUAUUUUUUAUAGAUAUUGUAUUAAAUUUUCAUACAACAUUUGUUGGACCAAAUGGUGAAGUAAUAUCUGAUGCUACUAUUAUACGUAUUAAUUAUUUAAAAGGAUGGUUUAUAGUAGAUGUAUUAUCAUGUUUACCAUAUGAUGUAUUUAAUGCAUUUCAACCGGAAGCAACACAAAGUACAAUUAGUUCUUUAUUUGGUGCAUUAAAAGUUGUACGUUUAUUACGUAUUGGUCGUGUUACACGUAAAUUAGAUCAAUAUUUGGAAUAUAUGGCAGCUAGUUUAUUAUUAAUGAUAUCUGGUUUUGUUUUAUUGGCUCAUUGGUUAGCAUGUGUAUGGUAUAGUGUUGGUCAAACUGAUUUAAAAAAUGGUAUUUAUUAUGGUUGGAUACCAAGAUUAUUAAAUGAUAUUGAUCAAGGUAAAACUACUCCAACGAAUUGGACUAGUGGUAAUCCACCACUUCCACGUACAAUGACUUAUGUAACAUCAUUAUACUUUACAUUAUCAUUAAUUACAAGUAUUGGUUUUGGUAAUGUAUCAGCGACAACAUUUGGUGAAAAAUUAGUUGCAGCGGUUUUUAUGCUUAUUGGAGCAUUUGGUUAUGCUACUAUAUUUGGUAAUGUGACAACAAUAUUUCAAGGAAUGUAUGCAACUCGUUCAAGAUAUCAUGAUAUGAUGGCAUCUGUGAAAGAUUUUAUUAAAACACAUAGUGUACCAAAAGAUUUAGCUGAACGUGUUAUUGAUUAUGUUACAUCAACAUGGGCUAUUACUAAAGGAAUUGAUACAGCUAAAGUAUUAAAUUAUUGUCCAAAAGAUAUGAAAGCUGAUUUAUGUAUACAUUUAAAUCGUAUGGUAUUUAAUGAACAUCCAGCAUUUCGUUUAGCUAGUGAUGGUUGUUUAAGAGCAUUAGCUGUUAAUUUUAAUACCAUACAUACAGCACCAGGUGAUUUAAUAUUUCAUCAAGGUGAAAGUAUUGAUCAAUUAUGUUUUGUUGUUUCUGGUUCAUUAGAAGUUAUUCAAGAUGAUGAAAUAGUUGCAUUUUUAGGUCGUGGUGAUGUAUUCGGUGAACCAUUUUGGAAAGAUCCAAAUAGUAUGAGUCAUUCAGCGGCAACAGUUCGUGCUUUAACUUAUUGUGAUUUACAUUGUAUUAAAAAAGAUUGUCUAUUACAAGUAUUAAAAUUCUAUUCUGCAUUUGCAAAUAGUUUUGCUCGAAAUUUAGUAUUAACCUAUGAUUUAAAAACACGUCUUAUAUUUCGUAAAUUAGCAGAUGUUCGACGAGAAUAUGAAUUAGCUGAACAUCGUAAAACUGAUAAUGCAUUAUCUAGUUUACGUGCUGAUCAUCCAGUUCGUCGAAUGAUUCAUAAAUUUCGUCGUAUAGGUACACAUAAUCAAUCAACUAAUGAUUCACCAAUAGGUAGUAAUAGUGGUGGUUUAGGUUUACAAGAUAAUGAUAUAAUACGUAUUACACGUAAAUCUAUUACAUUAAAUGAUUAUGAUGAUUAUAAUAAAGAUUUUGAAUUGAAUGAAGAUCAUGAAGAUCGUCUUCGAAUUCAAGGAAAAUUAGAUAGUCCAAGUACAUCUACUAUGAAUAGUACUAUUAACAAUAAUAAUAAUAAUAAUAAUAAUAAUAAUAAUAAUAGUAAUCCUGUUAGUGUAUUAGAUGAAAUUGCAUCACGAUGGGGUAAACGUAUAGAAUUAAAAAACAACAAUAAUUAUAAUAAAACAUCUACUUCAGAUUCAAUUCAACAAAUAACUCCAUCUAAUAAAGAGUCCCCUAGUAACACAAUUACUAUGACAACAAAUGCUAAUAAUAAUAAUACUAAUAAUAUCAAUGAUAAUCAAUAUUCACGAUCAUUUCUACAAUCGAAAUGGGGUAAUUUAUUAAAAACAUCAAUCAUACCUGAAGAACAACAACGACAACAACAGCCACCACCACCACCAUCAUCAUCAUCAUCACAACAACAACAAUCUAAAUUAAUUGUUUCCAAUCAAAAUAAAAUCAAUAAUAAUAAUAACAAUAAUGAUAAUCAUCAUCAUAUUCAAUUGAUGAUUAAUAAUCAAUCAAAAUUAAUAAAUGAUCAUUUUGAACAUUUACAAAUAAUCAAUAAAUCAAUAUUAGAUUAUUUAAUGAAUAUACAAAAUGAAUUUAAAUUAGAAAUGAAUCAUUUAAUAAAACGUAUAAAUGAUAUUGAUAAUCGAAUAGGUCAAAUUGUUUCUAAUAUAGAAUAUAAACAAUACGAUAAUAAUAAUAAUAAUAAUGAAUUACAACAAUCUUGGGAAGAUCAUCAUCAUCAGCACCACCCCCACCAUCCUCAUCAAGAAAAAGAAGAAGAACAACAACAAUGUUGGGAACAUCAUGACCACCAUCACCAUCACCACCAUCAAUUUCGUCCUCAUCCUCAUCAUCAACAAGAAGAAGAAGAAGAACGACAACAACAAGUACAUCAUCAGAAACAUAGUAAAUAUAAUAAUAAUAAUAAUAAUAUAGGUAAAUUCAUUAAAACAGUAUUUACAUCAUCCCCCUUAACAUUAUCUGAUAUAUCUACCUCAUUUAAAUCAAAUCGUACUUCCAGUUUAACUAUAUCUAAUAAAAUACAUCCAUUAGCUAAUUCAAUUGAUUCUAAAUUAAAUCAAACCAUCAUAGCAACAACAAUAACACCACCACCACCACCAACAGCAACGAAAACAAAAACAAAAAGAAGCAUAAAAGGAAUAAGAACAACAAGAACAAGAACAAGAACAAAAAGUAUCUCUUUAAUAAAUCCACAAUCAUCAUGUCAAAAAAUUCAUGAUCAAAAUAUAAAAUUAAAUAAUUUAACAUUAAAUAAAGAAUUGAAUAAUAAAUAUAAUAUACCAAGGCAAUGUAUAUCACAAUAUUAUAAACAAUAUUCAAUUGAUAAUGAUAGUCAAUUAGAAUCAUAUUCAACAGAAAGUGAUAUAUCAUUUAUGAAUUUAGAAGGAGAACAACAAGAACAAGAACAACAACAACAACAACAAUCAUCAUCAUCAUCAUCCUCGACGACAACAUCCACAACAUCGUCAUCAUCAUCAUCAUCCUCCAAAAUUAUUUUAGCUAAACCAAUACAAACUACUUAUUUUUCUACUCAUUUCAUGAAUACUAUCAGUACAACAACAACAACAACAACAACAACGACAUGUUUAAUCAAUCAAACAAGUCAAUCAUUAAUCAAUUAUAAUGAUUCAUUAUCACCAUUCAUAUAUCAUAGAAAUCAAUCAAUAUUCAAUCAUUUUAAUGAAACACAAUUCAUUAAUCGUAAUCCAUUCAUUUAUUCUAUUGGAAAUAUGACACAAUCAAUGAUUGUAUCGGAUAGUUUAAUUAAUCAAUUACCAAGGAAUGUAUUAUACACUACUACUACUACUACUGCUACUACUAGUACUACAAAUGGAUCAUCAAUGAUGAUAACCGAUACAAAUACCUAUGUGCCUAAUUCUUCUUAUUUAAUGUCUAUAACUACUACUACUACUACUACUACUAAUAAUAAUAAUAAUAAUAAUAAUAAUACUACAAAUACUACUAUUAAUAAUCGAUUAUCUAUGAAUAAUCGAUGGAAUACACAAUCAGAUAUAUUGAAUACACGAUUAUUUAUUCCAGAAUUAUCAUCUCUAAUGAGUACUGCUAUAACAACAACUUCAACCACCACCAUGACCACCACCACAACAACAACAACAACUAUAAUAUCAACAUCAACACCUUAUCCACUUCCAACAACAACAACAUCACAAUAUAUUCCUUCAUCAUUGAAUCAAAGAUCUCAUAUUAUUCAUACUAAUAAAUGGAAUCAAUCUAGGGAUUUCAAUUUAACUAAACAUUAGAAAUCAAGAUAUACAUAUAUAUAUUUAUUUUAUUUUUUAUCGAUUAUGUUAUUCUCUUUUAUUUUAUUCUUCUUUUUGUUUUUUCCUCUUUUUUUCCCAUACAAGUUUAUUGUAAAUUCUUUUCUCUUUUUUCGCUUUUUUUCUCCCGUUUUUCUUUUUUUUCGCUGUUUCUCUCUCUUUUUUUUUCUAUUUCAUUUUAAUUAACCAAUCAAUAAAUUAAUGAAUGAUUACAUAAUAUUUUUUUUUGUUUUUUAAUAAAUAAUCAAUGAAAUGGAUACAAAUUUGACAUGCAUAUUUUUUCCUAAUGAAAAUAAAUUUUGAUUUAAUUUAGGUGUACAAAGUUCAUCUAGACAUGUACGUAUGCACGCAUACACAUACACAUACACACGCACACACAAACAUACAUACGCACAAACAUAGCAACAACAAGGACAACAACAAGAAGAAGAACAAGAACGAGAAUAACAACGAUGAAAAUGAUCUGAUACCAUGGUGAAAUGAAACAUUGAAGAUGUGUUUUUUUUUGUCGUUGUUGUUUUCUUAGGAUUUCCUUAAAUAAAUAACUGUUUGUUACUAAGAGAAAAAGAAAAAAAUUAAUUCCACAUUGAAAUUGUAUAUAUAUAUAUUAUCUAAUGAAAGUUUAUUUUACAUUUUAAAAAAGAAAAAAAAAGAAGAAGAAACAAAACAGAACCAUAAUUGAGAAUACUUUUCUUCCUCAUUUAUUUAUUUGUUUAUGGGUUGUUGUUUUGUUUGUUUGUUUGUUUUUUUAAUUCAUGAAUGAAAUGGUUAUCCAUUUGGAAAUUUAUAAAUAAAUAAACAUCUUAGUCAGUUAGUUAGUUACAACGUAGGACCAGGCGCAUAUAUGCAUCGGUCCAAAUUGCCAUACCGCAUUAGCACAACAACAUGAACACCGGAUUCAUAGAAGUAGUUAAUUCAGUGGUGGUAAUAUAUAGAAGAAAGAGUGUGUAUAAGGAGAUAGUACAGGAAGAUAGAAUUAGUUCGUAGAAAGAAAGAUUUGAAGUGAUUUUAAUCUCUUAGUUUA